AUGGCCCCAACCCAGGAGCAGAAACGGUCGAACAAAGCAAAAGUGCUUGCCGGGGGGAAGCCUGCUAAGGCAAGGAUUCAGCGAUACCUCAAGUCGAUUGAACCAAGACUGAAAGAAACUGGAAAGAAGACUCUUUUACUAAAGGGUAUCAAAUGCAGUCAAGCCAUGGGGAAUCUAUUGAAGGACAUGCGGGCAAUGCAAGCUCCAAAUGUUAAACAUCUGACAAAGAAGAACGCUAUUGUUGCUUUUGAAACGGAGGGUCAGCAGUCUUUGGAGUUUCUGACCACCAAGAACGACUGUGCGUUGUUUGCACUUGCCAGUACCAACAAGAAACGACCAAACAAUUUGGUAUUGGGCCGAACGUUUGAUCAUCAAAUCUUGGAUAUGGUGGAAGUGGGUAUUCUUCGAUUCAAGAGUAUCCAUGAUUAUGGAGGUUCCAUUCCCAAGAAGCGACUCGGAUCCAAACCACUGAUGCUAUUUCUCGGAGAUUUGUGGCAACAAGAUUCUAGCUGCCAAAAGAUGCAAAACCUGUUGAUUGAUUUCUACCGUGGUGAUGUCAUCGAUAAGUUGAUGGUCGCUGGAUUAGAUCAUUUAAUUGUGUUUGUAGCUGCCCAACACCCAAAGACGGAACAGUUGAUUGUCCACCAGCACACAUAUUUCUGCAAGCUCAAGAAGGAUCCUAACAACCCUGCCAGCAAGGUCCCUGUUCCUUACUUGCUUCCAUGUGGCCCUGACAUGACAAUGGCGAUUCGAAGAACACAGUUUGCUUCUCCAGAUAUGUGGAAGGAAGCGUUGAAACAGCCACAGGCACUCCAGAAGAAGAAGGUCAAGAAUCACUCAACAAACAUUUUUGGAGAAACCAUUGGAAGGUUGCACGUGGAGAAGCAAGACGUCGACAAGAUGGGAGGACGCAAGGUCAAGGCUCUUCGUCGGGCCGAGAAGGCUGCAAAGCUGGAAGAGAUGGAAGCGUUGGAGAACGAACUAGAAAAGGAAGGAAACGAACUGGGUCAAGAGUUCAAACAAACGUUUGGUUUCAAACAGACUUAG
Molecule: messenger RNA, 1047 nt
Organism: Cylindrotheca closterium
Lineage: Eukaryota; Bacillariophyta; Bacillariophyceae; Bacillariales; Bacillariaceae
Source: the annotation of a GenBank genome assembly